AUGGAAAGAAACACUAUGUACAACAAUUUUUCAACGAAUCAACUUCAACUUGAAACAUUUCCCGAUGAACUGUUCUUAGAAAUUUUUCAAUAUAUCGAGCCUAUCGAUCUUUACAAUUUCAAAGGUCUCAACAAACGAAUUGAUUGUCUUGUUCAAUGUGUAAAAUUGAAUAUUUUUAUUAACUUGUUCAAUGACUGUAAACUUGAUUAUAUAUCAAGUUUUUCACCCACGCAAAUCAUUCAUUUGCAAAUAUUUCGUAGUUGGCCAUCGAUGAAUUUACAUCGAAUGACUGAAAUACGAUCGCUUACAUUUGAUUGUAUUUAUCUUCCAAAAGAACAAAUAGAUCAAAUCAUAGAGACUAAUUUAUCUUGUCUAGAACGACUCACAAUUCAUAAUGUAGCACAUGAUCUACAAACACCAUUACUUGAUAUUCUCUUUCACGGUGAACACUUUCCAUCGCUCACGAUUUGUUAUCUCGAAUUGAAAUCUUAUUACAAUUUGACUUUAAAUGAUGCUCAAUCAUCAUCAGCAACAAAUAAUAAACUUCGCUGCUUUUUUGUUGAUAGAUGGAAAUGGAAUGAUCUUGGUUCUCUAUUCAAUCAAUUACCGAAUUUAUGUAGAUUUGAAACAACUUUUGAAAAGAAUUAUGCCAAUGUGAUUCGCUCGAUCAAACCUCACUUAACGAUCAAACAUUUGCGAGUUACACUCGAUGAUCCUUUACAUGAUUUGGAACGAUUAAUUCAACGGACGCCUAAUCUUAAUCGAUUGCGUGUUCGAGGAAAUCUUCGAAGAAAUCCUGUGAUUGAAUAUUUUGAAAAACUGGCAGAAUUUUUACCUUCUGUUGUCCCACUUCUCCAACGUUUUGAUUGUGAAAUUUAUUGUUGUUCAUUGGAUUCUGAAGGAAAUGAAUUCAUAAUACAACAAUUUCAUACAUUUUUCAAGAAUAUUCGAUACUUUUCUAGACAAGAUCAAAAUCAAUGCUACACGACUGAUAUGAAAACUUAUCUAUUUGACAAUAAAUAUGAAGAGUUUUCCAUGGCAACAAAUGAAAGUCAACGUGAAAUUCUUGAUAUUCAACCAAGAAAACAAUGGGAAAAUGGACAUGGAUAUUGUGGAGAAACAUCAAUUCAAUCGAUUGGUCUUUAUUAUGGUUGUUGGAUUUCUCAACAAUUAGUUCGUUCAAUAAAUCAAGGUGAAUUUCUAUUAACUGAUGAUGGAAAUGAUGAAGAGACUUUGAAAAGACUUCAUUUCAAUUAUGAACGUUGGUUAUUUGAAAACAAAUCCAAACCUCAAUAUAAAGAUUAUUGUGUUUGGUUAAAAAAUCAUUUAUUGCAAAAACAUCCGUGUAUUAUCACUGUUUAUCUUGAUGAUGAUGAAAAAGAUGAGGAUUAUGAUCAUAUAAUGCCAGCUAUUGGAAUUCAAUCUCAUUCAUCAAAGGAUUCUUAUGAUCCAAAUGAUAUUCUUUUCUUUUAUAAUUUAUUUCAUUUAAAAUUACUUGAAAGAAAAUUAAAUGUCAAUGAUAUGAUUCAAACACGAAAUAGUUGUCGAUGUCAAAUGAAGAAUGGUGGUUGUAUUCCACGUGAUAUUAAUUAUGGUUAUGCGAUUUUAGGUAUUAAAGAUGAUCAACAUGUUACAUUACCAAUUCAAUUAAAAGUCAAUGUAUCUGAUGAACCAAAUGUAUCAACUGGUUCACUUCCUAUUCUUAUGGAUGGAACAAUUCUUAUAUCAAAUCUUCAAUUCAAUCGAGAUUAUGUUCUUUUACGUUAUAAAACUCAUCGAUUUGUUCCAACAUCAGGUGAUAUUCAACAUUUUCUUCGUUCGAAUUAUCAAUUUCGACAUGAUUUUCGUGCAUCUCAAUCAACAUAUACUUAUCAUGAUCCUGAGAAAAUUCCAUCAAAUGGUUCAACUUAUUAUCGAUGUGUUCCUGCGAAAGAUAUUCAUUCGCAUAAAACUGAUGAAGAACUCUAA
Adineta ricciae is the source of this 1968-nucleotide messenger RNA. Lineage: Eukaryota; Metazoa; Rotifera; Eurotatoria; Adinetida; Adinetidae. The record is from the annotation of a GenBank genome assembly.